AUGGAUCUUGAAGGAAGUAUAGGUCAAAUUGAGGACAAUCCUAUGGCCAUGAAAAAUUAUUAUAUCCCUAAUUCAUUUCAAAGAGCAUCCAAUAUUAGUGUCCUAUUAGCACCUACUAUUAAAUUCGAAAUAAAUCCAAAAUUUUUUCAAAUGCUCCCUAAUUUUCAUGAAUUGCCUUUAGAGGAACCUCAUCAGCACUUAGAAAAAUUUCAUAUGGUCUGUGAUUUAAUUAAUCUCCCUCAAGUUACACCGAAAAUUAUUAAGAUGAAAUUAUUUCCUUAUACACUUAGGGACAAAGUUGGUCAUUGGCUAUUCACAUUAGAUAGAGAAUUAACUAGUUGGAAAGAUAUAGAAUAUGCCUUUCUUCAAAAAAUUUAUCCGUUAGUAAAAACUCAAAAUAUGAGAAAACAUAUAUGGAGUUUUUCUCAAAGACCAAGAGAAACUUUACAUGAGACAUGGGAAAAAUUCAAAGAUUUACUUAGAAAGUGUCCUCAUCAUGCUAUACCCAAGUGACAGCUCAAUAGAAUUUUUAUGAUAGAUUAUUAGAACAACAUAGAAAUAUAGUUGAUUCUAUAUGUGGAGGAGCUUUUAUGAAGAAAACCUCUAAUGAGAUUUAUAAUCUUUAUGAGAAUUUAAGUGAAAAUUCUAGAGAUCAAGCUUCUUUUGAAUUAUAUGACAGGGAUAAGAAGAGAUAA
Messenger RNA from Spirodela intermedia, 695 nucleotides. NCBI's taxonomy places the organism in Eukaryota, Viridiplantae, Streptophyta, Magnoliopsida, Alismatales, Araceae. The record is from the annotation of a GenBank genome assembly.